AUGUCCUCCGGAAUACUCUAUGUCAAAGACUCGCGCACCGAUGUGCAAUAUGAGAUCCCAAUCCGGAGAAAUGCCGUCUCGGCCGUGGACUUCAAAAAAAUUAAAGGCCCAGGAAUGGGAGCCGACCGUGCAGAUCAGGUCGCUGGUGGCCUCAGGGUACAUGACCCUGGGUUGAGAAAUACUACCGUUGUGGAGACGGCCAUAAGCUUCUCGGAUCAUGAGAGGAGUUUGCUUCUUUUCCGCGGCUACAGCUUGGAGCAACUUUGGCAAAGCGAUUUCGAGGACGUACUGCAUCUCCUUGUCUGGGGAUCUUAUCCGACAGUGCCGCAGAGGAUUAAUCUCAGCCACAAAUUGACAGAGGCCAUGCUAGCCGUGCCAGAUGAUGUGCAGAGAACGAUCUGGAGCCUUCCAGGCACCUCGUCGCCGCUGCCGCUCAUUGUUGCUGGCCUUUCGGCUUGUCUAGCUAGUCACCCUGACAUGAUCCCGGCAUCGCAUGAUGCUAACAUGUAUCGGAAUAAUCCUGAGGAUACCGACCGUGCAAUAAUCCGAACUGUGGCUGCCUACGCUGUGGUAUUUGGCCUUGUGAAUUGUCAUCGGAACGGUCUACGAUUUACGCCGCCCUCUAGGGGAAGGUCAUACUAUGAAAAUCUUUUUGUGAUGGCGGGACUUGUGGACUCGAGGACAGGUCGUCCCGAUCGUGUCAAGCUGUCUUGCUUCCGGCGGUUUUCUAUCCUCAACUCGGACCACGGAAUGGCAUUGACAGUCUUCUCUGCUCUGGCCACAUCAUCAUCCUUGACGGAUCCUAUCUCCUGCUUGAUCACGGCCAUAGGGUCGGCAUGGGGGCCGCUGCAUUUCGGCGCCACGGAAUCCGCCAAGAGAACCUUGAGGGAUAUUGGCGAGGCCGAGAAUAUACCAGGUUAUAUUCACAACGUGAAGCAGGGACACGUGAAGGUGUUUGGGUAUGGCCAUCGCUCGUACAAAGGCAUCGAUCCGCGAGUACCGCCAAUCCGAUCCAUAUUGAAGGAUCUGGAUAUGUCUGCAGACAAGCUUUUUAAACUAGCCGAGCGGAUUGAGAGAACUUGUUCGAAUGAUGCCUACUUCACAGAGCGGGAGCUGUACGUGAACGGUGACUUCUACGGACAUUUCAUCUUCACAGCCAUUGGCUUCGACCCGGAGAUCAUCCCAGCGGCGAUGUUGGCCCAGCGGAUCAUGGGAAUUAUGGCGCAUUGGCGGGAGUACAUGCUGACACGCGGCAAGUUGCUGCGGCCAUCACACAUCUACACAGGGGAGGCAGAGGAAAGACUAUUGCCGAAAUUGUAA
This is a messenger RNA of Aspergillus tubingensis, 1320 nucleotides long. RefSeq names its product putative citrate synthase. Lineage: Eukaryota; Fungi; Ascomycota; Eurotiomycetes; Eurotiales; Aspergillaceae. Bases 1 to 1320 code for a protein of 439 amino acids. The transcript has 5 exons. Gene Ontology annotation, cellular component: mitochondrial matrix. Gene Ontology annotation, biological process: carbohydrate metabolic process; tricarboxylic acid cycle. The record is from RefSeq and is a predicted model, not a curated record.